AUGCGAGGCAUCACCUUGAGGCUAUGCAUUGUACAUGCCCUAACAAUUCAAUUCUGCAAUAUCCAUGCACGCAAGAUGUCAUCCAAAUCAGUAAAGCGCCUAUACAUCAUCGACUGUUGUUCUUUACCUGACAUCAUGCGCCUUCGGAUUUGUGCCCCGAGUCUUAUCUCACUGCAGCUAGAGGAUUUUGAAGGCUUGACACCUUUUCUUGAAAACAUGCCAUUGCUACAAACAACUCAUGUUAACCUUGAUGAUGGAUGCCAUGAUCAUUGUCGUAGUAAUCGGGGGGUUUGUGAUAAUUUUGUCUGUGGUUGUCAUACUUAUCCUGUCAAGGAGGGGGUGCUUCUCAAUGGUUUGUCCAAUGCUGCCAAGUUGGACUUGAUAGCUUUACCUAAAAUGUUUCUCUACAGAUGGGAUUUGAAAUGGUCCCCCGUCUUUGGCAAAUUAAAGACUCUGUUACUCAAUAAAUGGUUUACGGCUAUUGACCUAGUUUGCAUUCUCCAACACUCUCCAGUUCUUGAGAUGCUCACUCUUCGGUUCGAUAACACUAAGAAUAUUGUAGGAGCAACAGGAGCCCAGGAAACAAUAAAACAACCACUUACGUGUGCAUGCCUUAAGUUUGUUUACAUUGAAUGUGAAAAGGUUGAUAAGGGGGUUCGUGAAAUUUUGAAUAUGUUAGGUAGAUUCGGCAUACUUCGUGACCAAAUUAGCAUCAAGGAGGAUCCACGUCCGGACUCAGAUUAUUCGUCUGCUGAUAGUGACUCCACUGAUAGCGACUAA
This is a messenger RNA of Triticum turgidum subsp. durum (durum wheat), 780 nucleotides long. NCBI's taxonomy places the organism in Eukaryota, Viridiplantae, Streptophyta, Magnoliopsida, Poales, Poaceae. The record is from the annotation of a GenBank genome assembly.